AAAUUUAGGAUAUGGCAGAAAUUUCGAAUUCUACUGUAUUUACAAACGAUGCAUCUUCUACUGGUGCUUCCGAUCUCCUCCAACAAGCGUUCCAGCAAGUUGUUGAUGAUGACGAUCAUGAUAAUGAGUUCGUCGCAUUUUUACAAAAUGACGACAAUGAUUCUCAAACUAUUCACUUGACUCCGGAACAAGCAGCGGCCUUAGGACUAACCUUCGAGGUAAACUCAAACGAAGAGGUUAUAUAUCAACAAGAUCAAGAUAAUGCUACAUCAAAUAUACAAGAAAAUAUUUGUACAAAGGGUAGCAUUAAUGUACAGGACCAAAAUUCAUUAUCUUCUCAGGAUUCUAUAACAAUCAAUCAGUUAAAUUAUCAAACUGAAGAAGUACAAAAGUCCAGCGAUAAUGAAUUGAUUAAAACAGAGUGUAUUGAUUUUCAAGAAUGGCAUAUGCAAAAAGUUCCUCAAACCGAACAACUUCAAGAUCAAGUAGUUGAGAAUGGUUUAUCAUUGGAAGAAAUAAACUUAAAUGGUCAAAAUCAUGAAUCUCAACAAAUAAUUGAACACCAAAGUAAUAUAAUUCAACAAAGUUCAGGUACACAGACAAUAGUCUUGGAACAAUCUAAAGUACAUGCAAUAAAAGCUGAUGUUGCACAUGUCAAGAAUAUACACGAAAGUGAUUUGCAAUAUGCUGUUGAAGAUAGCAUAGCACAAAAUCAACUUAACACUAUACCUAAUUCUCAGGCGCAAAUCUUACAAAAACUACCUGUGAUUUUUCCAUCUUCACAAUUUAUCAUAAAACCUGCACAAACUAUAUUGAAACCAGCUAAAAAUAUUAGAUUAUUUCAAGGUUCAAAUAAACUUACUAACACAACUGUUAAUCCCAUUAACACUGUACAUUCACUUAAUACUAAUUCAAAUCCUAAUUCUGUAUUACUUUCAAAGGCUACAAUAUUAAAUAAUCUGUCACCACAAAUAAUAAAAGCUACUCCUAUAACAGCCCAAUUGUUAAAUACCAGUGGUAUAUCUGCACAAUUGUUAAACACAUCUCAGCUUUUAGCAGGUGCUUGUGAAAUACAGAAUCAAUCAAUUGGUACAUCACAUAUUUCUAAUACUAUAGUAAAUACCACAUCUGGUGCAACACAAAAUCUGGUUACUUCACAAAUACGUUUAUCUCCUAUUGUAAAAACAUCACAGCCUCUUCAAAGAGGAAAUGUUCAACAAUUUUUAACUCCGGUGCUAAAAGGUGCAUCAACUGUGCUUCCAAAGUCUAAUCAACUUUUAAAUAAUACUAGUGUAACUACAGCUAUUCCUGCACAAUUUUUAAAAUCAGUACAAAUUCCUUCUCAACUAUUUAAAACAAAAACUACAAUUGGCAAAAAAACUACAGGAACAACUGGAAUGUCAAAAACUACAGCUAAUUCUAAUACACCAGUUGUACUUCGAACUGCAUCAAUUGUUAAAACUCAAGAUUUGAAAAUAGCAACAACAAGUUCCACAUCGAUUUUAAAGCCAACACAGAUUUCAACACCUGUAUCUAUAUUAAAACCUCAAGCAAAAAUUGCACUCAAUAAUUCAACCAAACAAAAUGUAACUAUUGCAACUCAGAAUGUUGCUAACAUUUUAAGUAACUCACCGAACACUUCACAAAAAAUACCUGCAACACAACAAAGUGGUACAUCUGAAUCUGCCAAAUCAAUGCAAAAUGAAACCAAUAAACAAAAACUUAAUCUUGUAGUAAAUGGCACAAAUCUUAAAGUGAAUAAAAAAGCUAAAAGUACUCCUGUUAAAUCUGCAACAGUGGUGAAUGAAUCUACAGAUGUAUCUAAACCAUUAGGCUCUAAUAGUAUGCAACGCUUAACACCAACACAAUUGAAGCAAAUUGCACAUGUUUUGCAACAGCGUAGUCAAGAAGCAGCUGCAUCAAAUGAAAGAGUUGUAUACAGAGUUGUAUUUCCUGAAGAACUGGAUUUACGAAUUAGAAACCCAGGAAAUUUAUUAAAAAAUCGCGGUGGAAAAAGGGGUAGGCCAAAAAAAAGCGCUAUUAGACCUUCUUUACUUCCACCUAAGCCACCACCAAUUCCAGAGGAAGAACAAGAAGAGUUAAAAGAUGAAAGGAAAAAAGUAGUAGCUAGAACACGAUCUGGUAGACUUUCUCGACCUCCAAGACAUAUGGUACGAGAUUAUAAACAUUUACACCAUUUAGAUUUUUUACAACCUGAUUUAGAUGAUUCAGAUGGUGGUUAUAGUGACUAUAAUACUAACAACGAUAAACUUGAAGAAGAAGAAUCACCUAAAGAAUUAUUAACAGGACUAGAAGUACCAAAAAGAAAAAUAUCAGAUCAUUUUAGGUGUCCCACAUGUAAUAAAAUAUAUUUGGGACGUACUCGUAUGGCGAGGCAUUUUGAAAUGCAUCCUGACCAUGGCAGUCCUGAACAACUACCUCCUCCAACACCUGAACCUGAAUUGAAACAAAAUGGGGGACAAGAUCCUUUAAAACGUAAAGGAAAAAAACGAGGUCCUUGGGCUUAUGUUACCCCUGAAGCUAAGUCAGAAAGACGUCAAAUAAAAUUACGGGAAGCAAUUUCUGUAUGUGAAGAUCUCGAAAUAAUAAAAAUAGCUGCAAAGCCGGUACUUAACGCACAAUCAUUAUUUGAUUUAUUAGUACUAAAGUCUGAAAAUAAUGUAAGAAAUUUUUUGAAUGAAUUAAAACAAUUAAUGAAUACAAUUCGGGAAAAAGCUGGAGCAAUAUUAACAGUUGCAAAUAGCGGCGAAGAAUCAAACAAAGAUUUAAUUGAUAUCAGUGAAGAAUCACUUUGUGAUGCUUUAGGUCUUAAUCCAGGUUUAUAUAAGAUUAACAAUGAAGCUCUAAAAAAAGUUGAUACUCCUAUUUGUAGUACCUACGAUAAUGAAGAACCUCCUCUCAAACUUCAAAAGACAGAUACAUCUGAAGAUGGUAAAGAAAAUAUGGAAGAACGAAUGUCUAGUGGAUUUUCUGAAAGUUCAGAUCUCAGUGUUUCAGACUUUUUAAGUGAUAGAAGAAGUGACUCUGUAACAAAUCCGACUUGCCCAGAAGUAUUAUCAGCUUUAACACUAAUGAGAAGAAAUCCCAGUCCUGCAAAUACUACAGAGAGUAAUAAAUCCAACAACGUGUCGAAACUUUUAAUUUCAAAUCCAGAAAUUCAAAAUCAAAUCUCAGAUAAUCCUGGAUUCCAAAAAGUGGAUAUCAUUUCACCAAAAAUUUCAAAUUACCAAAAAACAGAGUCUCAUAAAGAAAAUUUUACAAAACUAGGGAACAAUUUAGGAUCAUCAAACUUCUGUAAGGUUGAAGAUAAUUAUGAACCUAAGAUAGAGCAUAUAGAACAAGCUUUCAUAAAAUUAGAACCAACGGAACAGGGUUUUGUUAAAUUAGAAAACUGUGCUGUAGAAGCUUAUCCAAAACAAGAUGCUUCAAAUUUUGAAAAAGUGCAAAAUAGUUUAAAUAAUAUAGAGAAUGGAUCUCAGAACUUCGCGAAAGGUUUCCAAAAACUGGUUUCUAAAAUAAUCCCUAUAACUUCAUCAGAUAUAAAUUGCGUUAAAACUCAAUCCGCGUCAUUAGACACAGGUUCUUGCAAAAUAAUGCCUGCUACAUCUAGUUGCAAAAUUUCAGACAACUUACCAAUACUUCAAGAUACAGUACCAAUAAUUUCAAAUAAUUGUGAUACUAGUAUAUUUGGCAGUUCAGAAAAUUUAGAUAUGUCAAAAAUAGCUCAAUAUGAUCACAUUACACAUUUAGAUAUUUUAAACACAAGUGGUGUAAUAGAUAAAAAUUUACUAAUUGAUGAAAAAUUAGUCGAGCAAUUGCAUCUAGUAGAUCAAUCAAAUUUAGUUGAUGAACUAGUAUCUGAACGAUUAAAAAAUAUUAUGCCAGAUAAUAUAUUAGAGAACAAUUUGAUACCAAAUAAUUCAAACUUAGAUACAGAUCUCGAUUUCGAUGCACUAAGUGAAGAAUUCAAUAGAAAUACCAGAAGUUGAUUCUUGGAUGAUGGCAUGCAAGAUGUUCCUAAAGAAGUUAAAAUAAUAUGUAUAGUGUAC
Molecule: messenger RNA, 4070 nt
Organism: Habropoda laboriosa
Lineage: Eukaryota; Metazoa; Arthropoda; Insecta; Hymenoptera; Apidae
Exons: 4
Coding region: 12-4010 (1332 amino acids)
Source: RefSeq, a predicted model, not a curated record